AUGGCGUUGAUACAUGGUUCGAUUUCUGGGACUUCUCCGGUACGAUUGAGCUUUUCAACCUCAGUGCCACCGUCGAGGGUUUCUGUCUUUGUUCCGGCGAUGAAGGGUUUGAGGAAUUCGUGCCGGAUAAUGGUUUUGAGAGCAAUGGUGCAGGAAGCAGUUCAAGGGUCUUCUUCGGUUUACGCUAGAGAAAUGGAGAGGCUUUCUGCUAAAGAAUCAUUGCUUCUCGCAUUGAAGGAUGCUGGAGGCUUUGAGGCUUUAGUUACAGGGAAAACAACGAAUAUGCAAAGGAUUGAUGUGAAUGAGAGGAUAACGAGUCUAGAGCGGCUUAACCCGACUCCCAGACCAACUACGUCUCCUUGUUUCGAAGGCAGAUGGAAUUUUGAGUGGUUUGGGUCUGGAAGCCCUGGUUUACUCGCUGCUCGGGUUAUAUUCGAGAGGUUUCCUUCAACGUUGGCGAAUUUAUCGAGAAUGGAGAUACAGAUCAAGGAUGCUAAUGCAAAGGCGACUGCUAAUAUCAAACUGCUGAACUCGAUAGAAAGUAAAAUCAUUCUAUCAUCGAAACUGACUGUUGAAGGACCUCUGAGACUGAAAGAAGAAUAUAUAGAAGGUAUGCUCGAAUCUCCAACGGUCAUUGAAGAAGCAGUUCCUGAACAGCUUAAAGGCGCAUUGGGUCAAGCCGCCACAACGCUGCAACAGCUUCCUGCUGUUAUCAAGGAUACUUUAGCCAGUGGUCUAAGAAUUCCCCUGAGUGGAUCCUUUGAAAGAUUCUUCAUGAUAUCUUAUCUAGACGAAGAGAUUCUUAUAGUAAGAGAUACUUCAGGAGUGCCUGAAGUUUUAACGAGGUUGGAAACACCAUCAUCAUCGAGCGUUGUAGAAACUCUUGAAUACGAUAGUUAG
Molecule: messenger RNA, 900 nt
Organism: Arabis nemorensis
Lineage: Eukaryota; Viridiplantae; Streptophyta; Magnoliopsida; Brassicales; Brassicaceae
Source: the annotation of a GenBank genome assembly